AUGGUGUUUCCCUUUUUAUCGCUGCCUGCCGAAAUCAGACUCGAGAUCUACAGCUAUCUAGGCAUCGUUAAACGAGGCGGCAGAUACAUCGGCGCCAGUGAAACCGGGAAACCAACCCAUUCCGAUAAGUUCAAAGCGGAGGUCCAGCGUUAUCGCCGCUCAAAUUACCAAUUGAUCUGUCGCCAGAUUAACAAUGAGCUGCUUCACACAUUCUAUGCGAAAAACGGAUUCGAAAUCUUCCAAGUGACAGUCUUUCUCGAUUUCAUGCAGUCAAUUGGUGCCGAAUACCGGCAAGUCAUCAAGCGACUACGAAUCCAUUUUAGUUCAUACGCCAGCCAAAAAAAUCAGCGACAGGCUGUCGUUCGAGCCUUCAAGGGUUUCCGAUAUGUACUCUCCUGCACUUCCCUUGAGAAACUUGAGAUCAACGUUCGCUUUGCUGAUGGUUACCGCCGCUCGUGGCUGAGCUACGCGGUCAAAGAACCUCAACAAUUGCUGUUUCAUGGAUCUGUUGCCCAGAAUGUCGAGUUUGAGGAAGCUCAACGCUGCGGGAGAACUUUUAGAAAUGUCAUUUACGAGGAUCUGGAUGCCUCACUUGACGCCCAGGUCGACAAUGUAAAGCGUACACUGACCGAAGCGCUACAUGAGGUGGUGCGAGAGCGCCAAAAUGUUUUGACACUGCGUCGCCGAUCUGGGGGAGUACGUGAUCGUCAAAGACUGCCUGCGCUCUAUGAAGGCAAGGCACGUGCCUGGACAGGUAAGGCUCCCUGUGACAAAGGACUCUCCCUGGUUCGGCGAAAAAUGCUUUUACCAAAGUACCGUCGAAGUCCUGGCUGCAAGAGCCCCCUUGAAUCGAGUGAUGCUGCUGAGCAGUACAUGUACCCUCCUGCCUCAAGCUCCACUCACCAGGCGUCUGAACUCAAAAGUGCCUCCGCGGAUAUGUCAUCUACAACUGAUCUUGAAUUCAAUGGAUUCACAGGUAGUUUCGACCAAACAAAUUAUGACGGCUACUGCCUCCGCCACAACCGUCCCUCCUGUUUCCGCUGCCUCACAUCAGCCAGCCCCUUUCCCUUCCCUACCUACGGUCUCGAAGCUACAAACAUCGGAUACAAUACCAAUGCAUUCUCAUCUCAAGGCUCCGCAGAUGUAGAUUUUGGUUAUCACUGGUGCGUAAUACAUGACUUGACGUCUGAAUUCGAGUGUCCCUCAUGUCAGCAAGGUCACCCUCGCUCAAUGUCCAUCGGUAGUAUGCCGUCGUCAAUGGCUACGCGGCAGGUACACCAAGCCGCUCCGAUGCCAGUGACAGGUGGGCAGGGUGUGGUCGAAGGAAUCAGCGAGGGAUUGGGAGACGAAUACAAUGAGCUCGUGGAUUGGAAUGCGGGAUCAAGCUACGAGGGCAGCAUAGACUGGUUUGCUGGAGGCGAAGUAAUGGACUAUGGCUCUCCGGAGGGGAGAUGA
Messenger RNA from Bacidia gigantensis, 1455 nucleotides. RefSeq lists its product as uncharacterized. The coding region runs from base 1 to 1455 and encodes 484 amino acids. The transcript is spliced from 2 exons. NCBI's taxonomy places the organism in Eukaryota, Fungi, Ascomycota, Lecanoromycetes, Lecanorales, Ramalinaceae. The record is from RefSeq and is a predicted model, not a curated record.